CUCACGUAAAUUCCUCGCAUAGCGCUUUUGGGGAAGGAGAAUGAGAGGGAAGGAGGGGUGAAGACUCAACUUCUGUCAACAGAAGGAAACGCUGUCUUUUUAUGCCAGUAACAAAACUCUCGGCCUGUUUUCGGCGUCUAUUAUUCACUCUGGUCAGCUGAUCGACUCUGGACUUUAUCUGUGAUUAACAAUAUCUAAUGGGAUUAAGUUACCGAUGCGUACAAGCGAACUGUCGCAGUCCGUUAUAUUAAAUUGUAUCAGACAUUUAAGAGAACGCCUAAACUAACUUUUUGACGGAUGGGGCGUAAUUUUAUAUAAAACGUCCGACGUUUUGAGAUCCGCGCACCCAGCUGAAGAAAAACGAAAGGAGCAUAGAAAUACUUAGGAUAAUAUUUUAACUAGCUAUGUGAUAUCUGUGGAGUUGUUUUUAGAGAUGUGCUAUUCUUGCAUAUCCGUUUGCCACGUUUGAAGACGCAAACGAAUCGAAACCGUCAGUUUCCUUUAAACAAGGCCAACUCAUAUAUUAUACUUUACAUGUGUGGGUUUUCCCUCAAACUCGACCAUGAGUCAGUUUGACUGACUUAAAUGCUAUUAAAGUUGAGCAGAAGGAUAAAUCCACCCAUUACAGAAUGCUGGAGUGAGGGUACUGAAGAUGGCAUCGGCGAUUUUUGAGGGCACAUCCCUGGUGAACAUGUUCGUGAAGGAUUGUUGGGUUAACGGGAUCCGCAGGCUCAUCAUUAGAGGAGAGGAAGAGGAGUUCUUUGAAAUAAGGACUGAAUGGUCGGACAGAAAUAUACUCUACCUGCACAGAAGCUCCUCAGAUUUGGGAAGACUUUUAAAAAGACUCCUGGAGUGUUUCUCCGAGGACAGGCAAGAUUUAUUAAAGUCUCCCCUGAUAGAAGGGCUUGUCAAGAUUAAAGAAGCAAGAGACAUUGAGACAAAGCUAAAUGAAGUGGAGCGACUGUUGAAGAAUGCCAUUAACAUGCCCUGGAAGUUUUCUAGGUCAGAAGUUGUCUUAACAUUCUUUGAACGCUCGCAGCUUGACCAGGUCCUGAAGAACGACAGUGUCCACAAAAUUCAGCCAUGCUUUCAAAGUCCAGUUAAGAUUUCAGAGAUCAUGAGGUCUAAUGGGUUUUGCCUGGCAAACACAGAGACCAUUGUGUUUGAUGAGAGCAUUCCAAUGGACAAAGAGAGACCCUCCUCCACUGACUCAGCCCAGCACUCGUAUGAUGAGGAUGGGAGAGAAUCUUUGGAUCCUGUAGAUCAAGACCUGAGUGACGAUGAUCCUGAAGCUUACGUCACUAAUCUGUCUUACUACCACCUGGUUCCCUUUGAAACUGACAUCUUGGAGUAAUGCAAACAAUUCCGCAUGGGUGGACAUUUACAAGGGGUACUGAAUCCCACCUAAACAGUGCAGAUCCAGCAUGUAAUUUCUGCCAAGUGAUGGAUGUGCCAGAGCUUAGAUUUUCUGAUUGGUAGUGUUUAAGACUGCAGGAAGAGUUUGAAUGCAGAGAUCACUGCUAGCUUCCUGCUUUGACUUUGUCCAUCAGAUUUGUUGAUCCUGAGCUCAGAAUUACACCAUAUUCACCCACGUGCCUCAUUAUUCAACCUAGACUCAUGCUGUAGCUGUACUACUAGGAACUAACAUAAGGAAGAAAUAAGCUGCUAUUCCUGGUGUACGGAUUGAUGAUGGCCUGAAAGAUUUGUUUCAUUUUCUUUUGUAUGUAAAGUCCAGGCUGUACUGUUUUUGAGAUUGUUCAUUUUUUUCAAAGCCCAAUGCCCAGGAAACCUGCCUGGAAAAUUUCUUCUUCAGAAAGAAUCUACACUAGAAACAAUCCUUUGGCAUUAGUGGAUGAUCUGCAGAUGCUCCUGGAGAAGAAGAUCCACAUAAGGAUUUAUCAAGAUAGAAUAUUGCUAUUGUAACUUAAAAUGCUGAUUCAAAUAGCCAAAACCUGAAAAGGGGCAUAUGUAAAAUUGCAAACUCAUUUUAUUAACUAAAACCUUUGAUUUUGUUAUGAAAUCACUGCUUUAUUAAUCUUAAUGUUAAGGGCAUUGGGGUUAGCAAAAUUAAGCUUGCAGAUGUAUAGAGGUGUCUUUCUUCUCAGAGAAUUUAAAUCGCUCUCAGAAGAUAAUUUUAUUAGCUCAUGGCCUCUUUUCUACUGAAUGACUGUGGACAGUAGCUGCACUUUGUUCUUUUCUCUUGAAUACAAAGGGCUUGCACACUCACUUGGCACAUGGAUCCUGGUCCACACAUAUACAAAUACACACACACACCUACUUUGUAAUAGAGUCAUGUUUCCCUUCUACCCGUGAGAAAGUUCUGCUCUUUUUUUUAGUUAACAAAUUUUGUAGCUUUAAUAAUCCGCUCCCACUUUUAAAGCAUACAAAUAGGAAGAAUAAAAUGAUCUGAAUUGUGGGAGACUGGGUCAAGUAAUUGUAUUAGAGAGUAUAUUUACAUAUUUGUGCAACAUGCAAGUGAUCUGAUGCUUAGUUAAAUUUGGUCUUCAAGACAAAAAAAAAAAAAAAAACUUCAAGAUGCACAUACUAUAUUUUAACAUAUCCUCUGACAUGUCAUAUCCAUCAUGCCUUGCCAUGAAAUACUCCCUGUCUCACAUCUAAAUCUGGAUGCAUGUGAGCAAAGAUAUCAAUGGACACAAACAAAGAGCAAGAAGGAUAGACUGUGCUUAAAGCAAUUAAAGUACAUGGACAUGGCCAAAUGCAGAGCACAUUGCAUAUCAGGUAUGAUACAUAUCCGAGAAAAGAUCCUAAAAAGGUUAUUUUUGAUCAUUGGUAUUUUGAGGUGAUGAUUAUUUUUAUAAGCAUUGAAAAUAACUACUUCACAUUGUCUGUUCUGUUAUGAUGUACAUACUUUUAUAUGCAGCAUUACGUGAAGCAUUUUUGACUGCUGGGCACCACAUCAUGUAUUGCGAAUGAUAGUCAUUUGUACAGUAUAUUUGAAAUUAAUUGCAUAGCUUGUGAAUAAUUUAUAAAUAACAUGCCAUUAAAGCUAUUGUAUAGGCUAAACAAUGUUUAGUUUGUGUUAUGAUUUAGUUUGUUUUCUUCUUCAUAAUUAUCAGACUAGGUUAUAAUAACAAACCUGAUCCUUUAAAGCAACUUUAUUCACAGAAAGAUAUUCAGAAUAGCAAGUUGAUGUGCAUGCAGCUCUCAAAAUAUGAUUCCAAAUUGCAUCCAUCUAUGUGUUUAUAUAUUUUAUUUUUUAACUGAAAAACUGACUUGGAUUGAUUUGUAAUUUCUUCUUUCUGAUGAGCUCCACUUUAUGACAGCCACUAUUAAUUAUUUAGAGUGUGCUGACUCCUGCCGUUCACUCAUAUUUUUAAACUGUAAGUUGUAUAAUAUUACAAAAACAGUAGAUCAAAGGUUUGUGGUUAGUAAGGUGUUGUAUUUUAAAGAAAUCAAUACUUUAAUUCAACAAGGAUGCACUAAAUUGAUUAA
Molecule: messenger RNA, 3453 nt
Organism: Onychostoma macrolepis
Lineage: Eukaryota; Metazoa; Chordata; Actinopteri; Cypriniformes; Cyprinidae
Gene: pxdc1b
Product: PX domain containing 1b
Exons: 5
Coding region: 653-1354 (233 amino acids)
Molecular function (GO): phosphatidylinositol binding
Source: RefSeq, a predicted model, not a curated record